UCCUAGGUUCGGCCUGCUUUGAAGUUCCCGCCGACGUUCGGACGCAUCUUUCGAAUUGACCUUCACCGUGUUAAACCGAACUCUAAUUUCGACUCGCUGCGCUAACUACAGCUGACUCGCAAGAAAACACAACUGACUCCCCAAACAGUUGUUGACAUCGUGAGCUUAAAUCGCACUCAGCUGUAUCACGUUACAUCUCAUGGAAGUCGUCGAUCGGUUCGAUUUUAAGUAAUUCUGUCGCCCCUGUGGACAAUUGUUCUCUUUGAAAGCAACCGCAACACCUCUGGUCACCCUCUCAACUUUCUGCGCUUGCAGUAGGUUCCCUGAACGCAAGUUGAAACAUCUACCUUCAAUCUUGCAGUUGGUUUUCACUCGGGCCGAAAUAUGAGUCCUGGUGUCUUGGUACCGCGCAACGCAGGUAUCAAAAUUCGUGGUGUUGAGGAUGAGCCUCCGCUUGUUGACGUGCCCGCCCCAGACAAGAGCAAGAUUGUGGUGGCGAGUCAAUAUUUAUUUCAACAUGACCUUGAAGCUGUUGGAAUGAUGGACGAACGCGACGUUCAGGGUCGCCUGCAGGGCAUCCAAAUCAUUGAGGCCAGUAGGAAAUGUCUAAGGAUGCCAAUGAAGACAUAUGGGACAGCCUGCGUAUUCUUCAUGCGCUACCGCUAUCACAUCGCUACCAAGGGAGUAGAUGAUGAGAUUGCGGGCCGAUACGACUUUAGGGAUGUAGCCCUUGCAUCGUUAUGGCUCGCCUCAAAAGCGGAGGAGACACCCAAGAAGUCGAAAGAAAUUCUUUGUGCAUUUAGAAACAGCACUCUUCAGCCUGAGGAGCAUCUUACACCGGACGAUGAGAUGUUUGAGAACCAAGCAAAACUUAUGAUUAAUCUUGAACGAUAUUUGCUCGAGAUUGUGGCAUUCGACUUUCGUGCCCGAAAUUGCGCUGAAUUACUGGCAGGCGUUAUGGUUGAUCGCGAUGCAACAGGGAGGGUCAUUAAAAUUGCUAUGGCUGUUGUCUUGGACAUUUACCGAACACUUGCGGUACUCAAACAAACAAGGCAAACUCUUGCGCUGAGUUGCUUUGAGUUGGCUGCUCGUUUUGUGCAGUCCGAGGAAGAUAUUGGCAAAGCGACGAACGAAGAAUUAUACGUUCGACUCGGAACUACUCGACAGGAAGUUCUAGAAACACUGUUUGAUCUGAUUGAACUAUACUUGAAUCAUCACGUUGUCACAGCGGCUGGAUCGAAGUACACCAUCAAUGAUUUUAUGCGCGUGAGCACCGCUCUGCGUUCUGAAAUGAAAACAAAAGGUUAUUCGAGAUAUACUUAUUUACAAGAACUACCGCCAUCAAGCUCGCCAACAACAUCACCCGCACACACAGACGCGAAGUCGACGCCUACAUUAUUAGGAACACCCCGAACACCAGUGAACCGUGACAUUGACCGACGCGAAUCUCUCAAGAAAAGACUGAGUCCCAAAGAAAAUAGCAAAAUCUUCGUAGAUGAGCGUGAUAUCGAAAUAGGAAAACCUGUUUCUCCCCCACCUUCAUUCCUUCUCACACGUGAGAGUAAUGGAUACGGAACUCAAUCGCCAACAUCUCCCACAAGUCCGACCACUGCAGAAGCAUCAAACCCCGAUGACCCAUCUCAGGUUAAGGAAGUCGUACGAUUUGUCCUUGAUGCAUCACGGGCUCGUGAUGAAGAUCUCCUCCGAAGGCCUUUCCAUCAUAUCGAAACAGUUGAAGUUACGCAACAAAGGGAUGUAUGGAUACCGAAUGAUGGAAGUGCGCAAUUCGAAAUCACCUCAACUAGCCCUGCGAGCCCUCCGCAUAUGGGAAAGAUGAGGAAUGGAGAUGUGGAGAUGAGGGAUGCCCCAGCUGUUUCAGCGCCAAGUAGGUCUCGCACUUUCCGAGAUAUACGAUAUCUGGGCCCGAGGUUUGAUCAAGAUCGUGAUCGUGAGCGAGAUGACCGAGGUGAUCGAGAACGGGAUCGAGAACGGGAUCGAGAACGGGAUCGAGAACGGGAUCGAGACAGGGAGAGAAGACGGACGCCACCACCUAGCAGAAUGUAUGGGCGAGACGAGCGUUACGGAAGAAGAGAUGAUCGGGGGUGGUAGUACAUGCUGUAACUAAGAUGUGAAAAAAUUUUUUCCUUGCCGUGGUAUUCCAACUGCUUAGGCUUAUCUCUUCCCUACAACUUCCAUAUGGUCACGCCAGCAGCCGUUAUUCUAAACAAAUAAAUUUCGAGCGUGAUAUUUGGUACCAGAACCA
This is a messenger RNA of Verruconis gallopava, 2263 nucleotides long. RefSeq lists its product as uncharacterized. Gene Ontology annotation, biological process: positive regulation of DNA-templated transcription, elongation; regulation of transcription by RNA polymerase II. The transcript is spliced from 4 exons. Gene Ontology annotation, cellular component: nucleus; cyclin/CDK positive transcription elongation factor complex. The record is from RefSeq and is a predicted model, not a curated record. Bases 385 to 2109 code for a protein of 574 amino acids. Gene Ontology annotation, molecular function: cyclin-dependent protein serine/threonine kinase activator activity. Lineage: Eukaryota; Fungi; Ascomycota; Dothideomycetes; Venturiales; Sympoventuriaceae.